Messenger RNA from Sphenostylis stenocarpa, 2304 nucleotides. Lineage: Eukaryota; Viridiplantae; Streptophyta; Magnoliopsida; Fabales; Fabaceae. The record is from the annotation of a GenBank genome assembly.
AUGGCGGUGGCCGGCGGCGCCGCUCCUUUGGGUUCGUCGGUGAUCUCUCUGGUAAACCGACUCCAGGACAUCUUCAGCCGCGUUGGGAACCACUCCACCAUCGACCUCCCUCAGGUGGCGGUGGUCGGCAGCCAGAGCAGCGGCAAGUCCAGCGUCCUCGAAGCCCUCGUUGGCCGCGACUUCCUCCCACGCGGCAACGACAUCUGCACUCGUCGCCCCCUCGUCCUCCAACUCGUCCAAAUCAAAUCCUCUCAGGAGGAGUUCGGCGAGUUCCUCCACUUGCCUGGCCGCAAGUUUCACGACUUCUCCCAAAUUCGCUCCGAAAUUCAGGCUGAGACUGAUAGGGAAGCUGGGGGGAACAAAGAUGUAUCUGAUAAACAGAUUCGUUUGAAGAUUUUUUCGCCGAAUGUUCUUGACAUCACGCUCGUGGAUCUCCCUGGCCUCACUAAGGUUCCCGUUGGUGACCAGCCUUCGGAUAUCGAGGCUCGAAUUAGAACCAUGAUCAUGUCUUAUAUCAAAACUCCAACCUGUCUGAUUUUGGCGGUUACGCCUGCGAAUUCCGAUUUGGCGAAUUCAGAUGCUCUUCAGAUGGCCGGAAUUGCCGAUCCUGAUGGUGGCGUUUUUGGAACAGGACGAUUGUUGGAUAUCAUGGACAGAGGUACUGAUGCGCGGAAUCUGUUGCUAGGAAAAGUUAUUCCCCUCCGACUUGGUUAUGUGGGUGUUGUGAAUCGUUGUCAAGAGAUUCUUGCGCAACAUAUCAAGGCCGUAUUACCAGGACUGAGAGCACGUAUAAGUGCUUCUCUAGUCACUCUUGCGAAAGAACAUGCAAGCUAUGGAGAAAUUACUGAGUCCAAGGCAUGUGCUGGACAGGGUGCUCUUCUCCUUAAUAUUCUUUCAAAAUACAGUGAUGCAUUCUCCUCCAUGGUAGAGGGAAAGAAUGAGGAGAUGUCUACAUCUGAGCUUUCUGGGGGUGCACGAAUUCAUUACAUUUUUCAAUCUAUCUUUGUGAAGAGCUUAGAGGAGGUGGAUCCAUGUGAUGGUUUGACUGAUGACGAUAUUCGCACAGCCAUACAGAAUGCAACUGGACCUAAAUCAGCACUGUUUGUUCCAGAGGUUCCUUUCGAAGUUCUUGUGCGAAGGCAGAUAUCUCGACUAUUGGAUCCAAGUCUUCAGUGUGCUAGGUUUAUAUAUGAUGAGUUAACGAAGAUCAGCCAUCGCUGCAUGGUAACUGAAUUGCAGCGGUUCCCUUUCUUGAGAAAGCGGAUGGAUGAGGUCAUUGGGAACUUUUUACGAGAAGGCCUAGAACCUUCAGAGACUAUGAUAACACACGUCAUAGAAAUGGAGAUGGACUACAUAAACACCUCCCACCCAAAUUUUAUUGGUGGAAGCAAGGCAAUCGAAGCUGCAGUGCAACAGACCAAGUCUACUAGAGUUGCUUUACCAGUUUCUAGGGUGAAGGAUGCACUAGAAUCCGAGAAGGGACCAAGUGGGAAGUCUCGAUCCAUUCUUGCAAGACAUGCAAAUGGAGUAGUGGCUGAUCAGGGUGUUCGCGUUGCAACGGAUGUUGAGAAAGUUGUGACAUCUGGAACCAUUAGUGGAUCAAGUUGGGGGAUCUCAUCCAUUUUUGGUGGAGGUGAUAACCGUGUAUCCAUGAAGGAAAAUACACAAAGUAAACCACAUACUGAACCAGUCCAUAAUGCGCAGUCAUUCUCUACGAUUCAUUUGAGAGAGCCCCCUCCUGUCUUGAGGCCAUUAGAGGGCAAUUCAGAGACAGAAGCUGUUGAAAUCACAGUAACAAAGUUGCUUUUGAAAUCAUACUAUGACAUCGUCAGGAAAAAUGUUGAGGAUCUUGUCCCCAAAGCAAUUAUGCACUUCUUGGUAAACAACACCAAAAGAGAGCUGCACAAUGUCUUUAUUGAAAAACUAUACAGGGAGGAUCUGUUUGAAGAGAUGUUGCAAGAACCUGAUGAGAUUGCCAAGAAAAGAAAACACUGUCGAGAACUGCUCCGAGCUUAUCAACAGGCGUUUAAAGACUUAGACGAACUGCCGCUUGAAGCUGAAACAGUUGAAAGGGGCUACAGUUUGCCUGAAACUGCUACUGGCUUACCUAAAGUUCGUGGAUUGCCGACAUCAUCUAUGUAUUCUACUGGUAGUUCGGGAGACUACUAUGAAGCUUCUCCCAUGAACCCAAAGUCUAAAAGGUCACAUUCUGGGGAGCUCCAAUCACCAUUGCAUGCUAAUAUGGUCACCAAUGGAAAUGGAGGGCCAUACACGUCAGGUUUUGAUCUCAUGGCUGAUGAAUGA